Arvicanthis niloticus (Nile rat) is the source of this 2994-nucleotide messenger RNA. Lineage: Eukaryota; Metazoa; Chordata; Mammalia; Rodentia; Muridae. The record is from RefSeq and is a predicted model, not a curated record.
ACCCGUGGUAAAAGUGGGUGCAGGGGAUUUUCUCAGGAUCGCCCUUCUCUUCAAAGUUCCUUCAUUUUAGAGCAAGAAAUAAGGAGAACAAAGGUCAGAAAAUGAGAUGAGCCUACUGGGCUGAGGUUGCAACCUGGCUGGUGACUCCCUGUAACCCGGUAGGAAGGUGCAACAGGAUUCUGUUCCCCGGUCUCCCAGUGGGAGUUUGAAGCUCCAAGUUGAGCCUAGGAAAGCCCAAGCCAGAACCAAACCCGGGUUUUUUUUCACUGAGACUCCUUCCGGCCAGCCUGGGAUGGAUUGUGUGCAUUUGCAGGCCCAAGGAUGCUGUGCUGUUGUUUGCUGAACUCAGGGUCUAGCUUCUUGGAAGCCCUGCUGUGUGCUUUGCCGAGGCUGAACUCAUAGACGCGACCUUUGCCCUCGAUUUCCCCUGGAAGAUGAAGUGUGUGUUGGUGGCCACUGAGGGCGCAGAAGUCCUCUUCUACUGGACAGAUGAGGAGUUUGAGGAGAGCCUCCGGCGGAAGUUCAGGCAGUCAGAGAAUGAGGAAGAGGAGCUCCCUGUGCUGGAGGACCAGCUCAGCACCCUCCUGGCUCCAGUCAUCAUCUCCUCCAUGACGGUGCUGGAGAAACUCUCAGACACGUACACCUGCUUCUCAACUGAAAACGACAACCACCUGUAUGUCCUGCAUCUGUUUGGAGAGUGCCUGUUCAUCGCCAUCAGCGGAGACCACAGCGAGAGUGAGGGGGACCUGCGGAGGAAGCUGUGUGUGCUCAAGUACCUGUUCGAGGUGCACUUCGGGCUGGUGACCGUGGACGGCCAGCUCAUCCGGAAGGAGCUUCGUCCCCCUGACCUGGAACAGCGUGCCCGAGUGUGGAAGCACUUUCAGAGACUGUUGGAGACCUACAGCCGCCUGAGGGAACAGGAGCAAAGCUUUGCUGUGGAGGCAGUGGAGCGGCUCAUUCAUCCACAGCUCUGUGAACUGAGCAUCGAGACAUUAGAGCGACAUGUGGUUCAAGCUGUCAACUCCAGCCCUGAGCGGGGCGGUGAGGAGGCCCUGCACGCCUUCCUGCUUGUACACUGCAAGCUGCUGGCUUUCUACUCCAGCCAUGGUGCAAGCACCCUGCGCCCCGCAGAUCUUCUGGCUCUCAUCCUUCUGGUUCAGGACCUCCAGCCCUCCCAAGGCAACACAGAGGAGGAAGAGGAUGACAGCGACAGACCUCAGCCUUUCCCCCAGAGGAGACCCCUAAGCAGCCAAAACAUCCCUGUCCAGCAGGCGAGGAGCCAGAGCACCUCAGUUCCCGUCAGGAGUUCCGAGGAGACAGACACAGACAGUAUCUCUCUCCCUGAAGAGUACUUCACCCCUGCUCCUUCCCCGGGCGAGCAGAGUUCAGGUAGCCUCGUCUGGCUGGAUGGUGGCACCCCGCCCAGCGAUGUUCUCCAGAUGGCUGAGGACAGCCCCAAGGGGCAGGCACCACAUUCCCCAGAACUUUCCAGACCCAGAAGGAUCUUCCUGGAUGCCAACAUAAAAGAAAACUACUGUCCCUUAGUGCCCCACACCAUGUACUGCCUGCCCCUGUGGCCAGGCAUUAACAUGGUGCUGCUGACCAAGAGUCCCAGCACCCCAUUGGCCCUGAUCCUGUACCAGCUGCUGGAUGGCUUCUCCCUACUGGAAAAAAAGCUGAAGGAAGGUCAGGAGGCCGGAAGUGCCCUGCGGUCUCAGCCCUUUGUAGGAGACCUGCGCCAGAAGAUGGAUAAGUUUAUCAAGAAUCGAGUUUGGCAGGAGAUGCAGGACAAGUUUAUCAAGAAUCGAGUUGGGCAGGAGAUUCAGAAUGCCUGGCUGGAAUUUAAGAACAAAGCCUUUUCUAAAAGUGAACCAGGAGCAUCCUGGGAGCUGCUCCAAGUCUGUGGAAAGCUGAAGCGACAGCUGUGUGUCAUCUACCGGCUCAGCUUCCUGGCCACUGCACCCAGCAGGGGAGGACCAUGCCUGCCCCAGCACCUGCAGGACCGAGCCCAGAAACUCAUGAAGGAGCGACUUCUGGACUGGAAGGACUUUCUGUUGGUGAAGAGCCGGAGAAAUGUCACCAUGGUAUCCUACCUGGAGGAUUUCCCAGGCCUGGUUCACUUCAUCUAUGUGGACCGUACAACCGGGCAAAUGGUGGCUCCUUCUCUCAGCCCCAAUGAAAAGAUGUCUUCCGAGUUGGGCAAGGGACCCCUGGCUGCCUUCGUCAAAGCCAAGGUCUGGGCUCUGGUCCGACUGGCCCGCAGGUACCUGCAGAAGGGCUGCACCACAUUGCUGUUCCAGGAAGGAGACUUCCGCUGCUCCUAUUUCCUGUGGUUCGAGAAUGACAUGGGGUACAAACUGCAGAUGAUCGAAGUACCUGUCCUCUCAGAUGACUCAGUCCCCAUUGGUGUGCUGGGAGGUGACUACUACAGGAAGCUCCUGCGCUUCUACAGCAAGAACCGCCCCUCGGAGCCCGUCAGGUGCUACGAGCUGCUCACACUGCACCUGUCUGUCAUCCCCACGGACCUCCUGGUGCAGCAGGCCAGCCAGCUGGCCCGGCGCCUGGGGGAGGCCUCUCGGGUGACCCUGCCCUAGGCUGUCUUGCUUGCAGGCAUUCCCCAAUGAGGAAUGAGUGAGCAGCCUUCUCCGAAGGGAGGGGAUGCCAUGUUUCUGUUGCCCCCAGAACUGUGUGAUCAGAGAUGGCAGCAGCUGCCCUGGAAAGCUGCCCCUCUGGGUGCCCAGAAGAGCAGAGGAAGUCUUAGUACUCAGGCUGUGUGAAGUCACCCCCUUCCUGCCAGUCUGUGUAGGGUGGCUGUUUCCUACCCAAAUGGAAGGUGCUCCGCUCCCUCUGGCUGGCCACCAUUCCAGCUUGCCCCCUUACAACUGGGUGAGUCGUGUUUCCUCACAUUUGAACUGACAACACCUACCUCUCAGGGUGGUCAGGAGGAUUGUUGAACGUGCUCAGGUGCUCAAUAAAUGUCGGUUCUUGUCAUUA